AUGGCUCCUCGAACGCAAAAUCUUGAGCGCAACGCUGUAUCCCACGAUGAGCAAGUUCCUCACAAAGGAGACGUGUGGAAGGCGAUGGAAGGAUCAAUUGUUUCUCCAGACUAUACACAGACUCUCGUAGCCCGCUCUGAUGAUUACAGCCUAUCUUGGACUUAUGCCUACGCGCAGAGCGACUACGGCGACAUAAUUACGGCUGACGCAGAGCCCUGGUCCAGCGCGGCGAUGAUUCCAGGAGUGGAGCCUAUACAGCAUCAUCCUUCAAAUUAUACCAUGCUUUUCACGAGAGGCUGGUUUAACAUCGAGACCCCUUACACCAUUUACCGUCCUGCCCCAAUCACAGAAGCCGACCGCCGGCGGAUUUGUAUCCUCCCCUAUGUCAAUUCGAACUGGCUGCCUGCCGAGGCUCUAGCCAGUUCUGUCGACCAGCCUUACAUGACCCGGUUAGCUUCGGGCACCGCUGACGCUCUAUACUCACGCGUCCAACGUUAUCAAGCAAUUUGUCAGGCCAUCAUCUCUUACUUCGACAUUGCCCGCUGCGCGCCGCCGAUGGAUCUCCUAGAAUCUCCUCGCCUGUUCGCGCAGCCUCGAGACGCGAUGGAUCAUGUACGGCGCUUAUGUCAUCUGCAACUCCUCGUCUGGGGUUGGCAGGGACUGAUACGUUGGGCUUUUAGUUCGAUAAGCUCGGAACGCUGGCCUCGUACCCCUCUUCCGUUGCAAUGGGACUGGGCCGCAUUCAUCGACGGAGAAGACCUCUUCAGGCACCCGUGUAUCGGAGCUGUAGUAGACUGGGGAGGAUUGCCGGACAGACGGUGGCCCAAUGUUUCCUGGUUUUUGCGCAGAGGAAUCCGGAUGGACUGGUUACUAUCGCGAGACAUGCGCUUUUACCCACCUCUAGGAAACAUUGGCCCCAACCUUGGAAAUAUUCCGUUUGCCGGUCGAUUUGGCCGAUCGCCCUCCCCCGUACACGUUGCUCCCCGAGCAGCGCCCAGUUCGCUAUCCAAUUCUAGAGCAUCGUCACCCAUUGCGCAAAUGGGAUCUCCACCACCACCCGGCACGGAUCCAGUCCCAGAUUUUGACUGGCCUGCGCCGCCGCUACUCACGCCCUCUAGUCUAUCUCGAGACCUUGCUCGCCGUAAUCACAAUGACCGUUACGAUCAACAGAAAUGGGGAAACGGACGGGGCCGGUUCGAUUUGCUUCUGCUCUUUUCUCGUUGCGACUCAACUCGAGUAGCAGGUGCGAGUGGAGGGUUUUCGGCGGACGAUUUCCGUUAUGCUACACUCCUACCCCACCGCGAUAUCUCAAAGGUUAUUCAUUUCGAAUUUCGACGAGAUUGGCCCGGCCCGCGAAUAGGUGGUUUUAUCCUUCCCCCUCGGGCUUAUCGAGGACAGGAGAAGCCGGAAAUCCCUGACUCCAGUGAGGAAUACGCUGAUGCCUCUGUUGACCGCGGAUAUCCUCCGUUGGAACAGGUAACAGCAGGGUGUGAGGACGCAGUCGAUGUGGAUGAACAGGUACCGAUGCAGGGUGUGAGAGAUAGUGUCGUUAUCCACGAAUAUUCCAGACAGCCCAUUGACGAGGAGGAUGAGAAGGUGGACUAUGAGCCGUCGACUGCACCUAAUUCGCCUCGGGCCGGAGUUCAGGAGGAGCCGACUCCGGUGGAGGACGAGCAGGAUGAGAAGGUGGACUAUGAGCCGUCGACUGCACCCAACUCGCCUCGGGCUGGAGUUGAGGAGGAACAGACUCCAGUGCAGGAAGAGGAGGUACAUAGAUCCUUCGGUUGCUUUCACGGUUCCUCACCUACGGACAAUACAGCGGAAACCUUACCUACGUCAGCAAAGGGCAAGCAGAAGGCUUCGGGUCUUCUACCUAUCGCGCAGAGGUCUACCUUAUCAAACGAGGACGCUCGCCUUACGCAAAGCCUAGAGAUGGAACAGCGGCAGUUUCAAUGGGCUCAGACUGACUCGCUGCGAAAUCUCAAUCGUAACACUGCAGCUGGUGAAUCUUCAUCGGGCCCGGGCAAUCACUAUUUCCCCCGGACGAUCUCACCAGCAGGUCCUCGACGAAGGUCCAACAAUCCUCUUGAGCCGCGUCGAUCCUACCACCGUCCCUUAUACGACUCUUACCGGCCCAGUCACUCCGCUCGUCGACCUUCUCGAUCAUCAGAGGUGGGGCACUCGCGUCGCUUUCAUAGCGGUGAUAUGGAACGAAUUCGUCCUCGUCUCCACAGAUAUCAGCCUUCAUCUACUUUCCCACCUCCAGAUCACGAUGUCGCCCCAUCUCGUUCGCAUCACCCAGAUACAAGGCAGAAUGGACCUCCUCGGCCGGCUGUUCAGAGGACGGUGGAAACAACAAGUGCGAUGCACUACAGUCAUUUCGGAGAAAGUUGUUCGGCAAGAUCCAUGGAACGAGAAACAGUACUCGAAAACGCGUCAGGGUCUGCCUCUCUUUCGCCAUCCCGGACGUUCGGACUAGAGCCAGACGGUCGCCCUAUGACUCGGGAGAUGUCUGAGACCUUACAAUCCCGGUCGCCGGCUCCCCUGGACGUCGAUCGUACCAUCGCCAGGCCUGCAAGCCCUGUGCAUCACACUUUAGCAUCUGUCGAGCUAUCGGAACAGUUGCUGCGUGGAGACGAGAACCAACCCUGGCCCUGGACGGAAGCGAUAGCGAACGAUCCCUCGGUGCAGGAACUUGUCAGUACUGACGCCAGUGUAACCCUCAUUCGUGGAGAUCGAGCACCACUGGAAUUGCCUCAUCGACUACGUCCCUCGAUGGAAGGCUUCAUCUAUCUCACAGGCCAUGGAAUCUUACGCGCUGCGGUAUGGAGGCAUCGUGUAGGGUGGCAUGCAUGGGAAGAAUUUGUUUUAUAUCUCUUUGGGCACGGCAUACCGUUUGAAUGGGCAGUGCCCACCGCACUCGUGACGUCGUUAGACCGAGUCCCACCGCCUUUAUCUUGGAUGCAGACAGAUCCCGUCACUCAAUGGUGGAAUCAUCAUACAGGCAACAUCGUCGACUCUUGGUCUUGGGCACUAGCAGAGGUGCUCCGUCGUCCGCACGCCGUGCGUGCUCUGGUCAGUGGUGGAGUCCUAUGGCGAUUGGCGAUUGAGUUCGGACCUGCCGGCCUCCUUCGCGAAGCCGUUCGAGGCCCAUCGAUAGUUACUACUCACUAUCGCAGGGGCAGGGCCCAUGCGAGAGCCGUUCCCACCUCAAGCGAUCAGUUAUCGCGAGUAGAGAUCAAUGCUCUUACAGGCCGUCAUCCGUCUGGUCGGUCUCUCUGGCCUACCAACGAGGAGCUGUUCGUUGGACGUGUUUGGAAUGGCGAAUGGUCGCGGUGGUGCGAGAAAUGGUUCGUGGAACGGUUAAACGAGAUACGUUCGACGGCUCAAGAAGUCCAAGCGGGCCGUAGGCCCCCUGAGAAUGUUUUUGUUCAGUCUGGAGGAUGGAUACGUCAGCUGCGCCUCGCUGCCAAAUCUUCGCGAAGAAAACUGGACGGGCCCGGGUCUGAAGCAUGGGUCGGCGAGUUUGCUUCACGUAUGUCGGGUUGGUCUCGCUUGAACGUUAUCCAUAUCAGUGGAUCCCCAGCCGAAACGGAUAUCUCUGGUGACCCGGGCAAGGAUAAGGUUGACGAUCGUAUGGAGGAAUGA
Messenger RNA from Stereum hirsutum FP-91666 SS1, 3648 nucleotides. RefSeq lists its product as uncharacterized. NCBI's taxonomy places the organism in Eukaryota, Fungi, Basidiomycota, Agaricomycetes, Russulales, Stereaceae. The coding region runs from base 1 to 3648 and encodes 1215 amino acids. The record is from RefSeq and is a predicted model, not a curated record. The transcript has a single exon.